This is a messenger RNA of Coffea eugenioides, 1594 nucleotides long. RefSeq lists its product as uncharacterized. The coding region runs from base 4 to 1494 and encodes 496 amino acids. Lineage: Eukaryota; Viridiplantae; Streptophyta; Magnoliopsida; Gentianales; Rubiaceae. The transcript has 4 exons. Gene Ontology annotation, cellular component: endoplasmic reticulum. Gene Ontology annotation, molecular function: catalytic activity. The record is from RefSeq and is a predicted model, not a curated record. Gene Ontology annotation, biological process: GPI anchor biosynthetic process.
UCAAUGCACACACUUCAAUCAAGAGAGAUUUCAGGGCUUGUGUACAAUAAGAAAUUGUCUCGCAUGUUGCGUAUCCUAAGCAGGAGAUUUCGACGCCUUUGCUCAAGGAUAAGGUGGUUGCUCCGGAGGCGUCCAAGGCCUAAAGUGGUAAUCAGGAGAUUUGGGAAGCUGAACUCAAAAGGUCAGCUUAACAAAGAAGCAACAAUCAAAAAUUCUCCAAGUUACGUAAAUGGACAAGUGAAAGUUGCUUUUACACAAAGGCCUAUUCGAGUUGCAACUUUCAAUGCAGCCUUGUUUUCACUUGCACCUGCUAUUCCCAAGGCUGAAAAGUCAGUUGUUUUCAUUCCUGGCGACGAAGAGUAUCUGAAGAGUGAAACUCGGGUUAAGCCAGUGAGUGGUCGUCCAAAGAGCAUACUCAAACAGUCUCCCCUGCACCCCACAAUUGGUGAUCCGGAGCUAACUUCCAGUCAGAUCAAACUCACCAGAUCAAAACCAAAAGUUUCGAUAAAUCUUCCUGAAAAUGAGAUAUCACUGGCACAAAACAAGGUGCUUAGCUUUGAGGAAGAUUCUUCGACCAAUAUAGUGUCUUUCUACACAAACAGCAUAGCUCCAAUGAGGUCUCCCAUAUGCUUUCCCCUUGGCAUGGCUAACUGGAUGAAUGAUGGAAGUAAGAGCAUUUAUGAUGUGCUUAAAGAACUGGAUGCUGAUAUCUUGGCUUUGCAAGAUGUGAAAGCUGAGGAAGAGAAACAAAUGACCCCUUUGUCUAAUUUGGCUGAGGCCUUAGGUAUGUACUAUGUCUUUGCAGAAAGCUGGGCUCCUGAGUAUGGGAAUGCUAUCAUGUCAAAAUGGCCAAUUAAGAAGUGGAAAGUUCAGAGAAUUUAUGAUGACAAGGACUUCAGGAAUGUGCUCAAGGCUACAAUUGACGUCCCAUGGGUGGGGGACCUCAACUUUUAUUGCACUCAACUUGACCAUUUAGAUGAGAAUUGGAGGAUGAAGCAAAUCAAUGCAAUUAUUCAGUCAAGUGAUCAUCCACACAUUUUGGCUGGAGGCCUCAAUUCUCUUGAUGCCUCAGAUUACUCAUCUGAAAGAUGGACCAAUAUUGUGAAGUAUUACGAGGAGCUGGGAAAACCAACACCAAAAACUCAAGUGGUGAAUUUCUUGAAGGAAAAAGAAUACACAGAUGCCAAGCACUUUCCAGGCGAAUUUGAGCCAGUGGUCAUCAUUGCCAAAGGCCAAAGUGUUCAGGGAACCUGCAAAUAUGGAACCCGUGUGGACUAUAUUAUGGCCUCCCCUGACCUGCCAUACAACUUUGUGCCUGGAUCAUACUCGGUCAUUUCAUCCAAAGGCACAUCUGAUCAUCACAUAGUCAAGGUUGAUAUUAUGAAAGCAGCAAAUACAGCUCAACAUUUGGGUGGCAAAAGACACAAGAAACUAAAACAAAGAGUUGUAAAGAUCACAAAUUCUUGUACUUCAAGAGGAUUUUGGCACUUAUAGGAACAUGAAAAAUACAGGUUGCCCUUUGUGCAAAACUCCCCUAAAGUUGAGCCAAAGUGGUCUGCCUGCAUUUUUUUUAAGUAUUUAGAAUUUGAUCAUU